GUGACGUAGGAUUGGAAUGAGGGAGUGCAUGUUCCGGGUCAGAAACUGGACGGGAGAGGAAAUUAACUCCGGGACGAGACGAGGAAAAAAAAAAGCGAGAAUGCUGCCCGCCUCUACUCUGAGAUGUAGCCUGUGCUUUUUAUGCUAAAACAGAGCGUGUUUAAAAGCGGCGGGGGUCGACGUGAAACGAGGAACCAAGUGGAGAGGGAAAAAACAGGUGCCUACAAAGUAACCAAACUGAGACAACGACGGAGAGUAAUUCCCAUGUUCGCCGCGACCUGACGAACGUUAGCUCGGUAACGUUAUUUACCGCCGGAGUUUCGGUGUUUACUCGCGUCGUGAGUUUCGCCUCGCUCGUGUUCGUCGGUGAAUUUAGUGCAGGACUGUCCCGCCGUAGCAAUCUGUUGCAUCCCCACCUCCAGUCCCGCUGUUUGUUUAUCGCACGGGUACGAGAUUUAUUCCCACCUCCCCCGUGAUGUUUCACUGUAUACCCCUGUGGCGGUGCAACCGUCAUGUUGAGAUGAUCGAUAAACGCCACUGCUCCCUGCUGUAUGUGCCCGAUGAGAUUUAUCGCUACGGACGGAGUUUGGAGGAGCUGUUGCUGGAUGCCAACCAACUCCGAGACUUGCCCAAGCCAUUUUUCCAGCUGGUGAAACUAAGAAAACUUGGUCUGAGUGACAAUGAGAUCCAAAGACUUCCUCCUGAAAUAGCCAACUUCAUGCAGCUGGUGGAACUGGAUGUCUCUCGAAAUGAUAUUAUGGAAAUUCCAGAGAGCAUUUCAUACUGCAAAGCCCUCCAAGUGGCAGAUUUCAGUGGAAAUCCAUUAACGAGGUUACCUGAAAGCUUUCCAGAGCUGCGGAAUCUAACAUGCCUUUCCAUCAAUGAUAUUUCAUUGCAAGUUCUUCCAGAUAACAUUGGAAACCUUUCCAAUUUGGUAUCGCUAGAACUCAGAGAAAAUCUGCUCACAUUCCUACCAGAGUCACUAUCUCAGCUUCACAGACUUGAAGAACUCGACCUAGGAAAUAAUGAACUUUACAGUCUGCCGGAGUCAAUAGGCUGUCUUGUCAGCUUAAAGGACUUGUGGCUGGAUGGAAACCAGUUGACUGAAAUACCUGCAGAGAUGGGCACUAUGAAAAGCAUGUUGUGUUUGGAUGUGUCAGAAAACAAACUGGUGCACCUUCCUGAGGAGCUGGGAAGCCUGCUGUCACUAACUGACCUGCUGGUGUCUCAGAACCUCAUCGACGCUCUACCUGAAAGCAUUGGAAAACUACGGAAACUUUCUAUAUUGAAAGCUGAUCAGAAUAAACUAACUCAUCUUCCAGAGAGCAUUGGUAACUGUGAAAGUCUUACUGAACUUGUGCUCACGGAGAACCAGCUACAGAGUUUGCCAAGGAGUAUUGGGAAAUUGAAGCGACUUUCCAACUUCAACUGUGACAGAAACCAGCUAAUGUCAAUACCCAAGGAGAUUGGGGGCUGCAGCGGUCUGAAUGUCUUCUGUGUACGAGAGAACAGACUGACGAGGAUACCGUCAGAGCUGUCACAAGCCACGGAGCUGCAUGUGUUCGACGUCUCUGGAAAUAGGCUCACACACUUACCAUUGUCCCUGACCACACUACGACUCAAAGCCUUAUGGUUGUCAGAAAACCAGUCGCAGCCUCUCCUUACCUUUCAGACAGACGAGGAUCCUGACUCAGGGGAGAAGGUGCUCACCUGCGUGCUGCUGCCUCAGCAGCCAUGUGAACCAGACAAAGGCUCUGACAAACUUGCCCGCUUUGGAGCCCUGGAGAGCCUGGUGAAUGACAUGGCAGAUGACACGUGGGACAACAAAGCCAUGAACAGGAUCAGUGCUAUUCACUUCCUGGAUGAUGAUGAGGAGGAGGAGGAUGACGACAAGGGAACACUACUCCGGCGGGCCACGCCACACCCCGGUGAGCUGAAAACUAUGAAGAAAGUCGUGGAGAACCUCCGCAAUGACCUGAACGCUGCCAAAGGCCUGGACUCCAACAAAAAUGAGGUCAAUAACGCUACAGACAGAGUGACCACUUCUGUGUGACCUUUACCUCAGAAAUGUUUUUUACCUCCUGUGUCUCACCAUGUUGUCCUGCACAACCCCAGCAGCCCCCUGUUUUUUGUUUUUUUUUUUGUCUUACCUUUUGGCCUAUCCCUCCUCUGGUUAAACCCUGGGACGCUUGUACCCUUACUCCACCUCCAGUCCUGUGUGAAAAAAAAAGUGUUUGGCUCAGUCUACCAGGGCCACUGUGCCUUCCUCUUUUUUAAAUUAACGUCCACAGCAAUAAUCUGCACAGAGAUGCUCCUUUUAAAAGAUAUUUUAAAGAUUUAUUACUUUUUUAAAUGCCUCUUUUUAAAAAUAUUAGGUAGUUGCACUAUUAUAAGUCUUUAUAAUAUGGUCAAACCUUCUUAAAUGUAUUAUAUAUUUGUUCUAUAUCUAUUUUUAAAACACUGGGUGAAUACUUUUUACAUUUUGGGCAAAUAUAAAAGCAGGAGUUUUUGGACCUACUGAUUAAGGAUUAUUGUAUAUUCUCUUGUGAAUAUUGAUACUUUUAUACUUUUCGGCAGCUCAGAUGUAAAUAAAAAUGUAUAGUAAAUUUCUUAAUCAGUUGCAGAUUUUUAAACUUCUCAGUUUCAAACUUGGUACUUUUUCCUCUCUUUUUUAAAUUAGUGAACAAAACACAAUCACUAAUGUCUUAUUCAAUCCAUAUAAUUGUCAUUGGGUAAGUGGAUGGCCUUGAAUCCUCUUUUUUUGUUCAUCUGUAAAAUAUCUAGACCCAUUUCUUUGGAUAAUAAAUAGUUCUGAUUAAUUAAUUAAGUUUGGAUUUAAGUACUGCACAUCAAACUUUUAAGUACUUGUCUGCAAUGUAAUUAUGCAGAAAUAAUAAUGCUAUUUUAUUUAUAUGUGCUGUGCUUCACUGCUUUGCAACAUUUUUCAAAUAGAUGCCAAAAACAGCUGUAUUAUAUUUUAAAAGUUUUCCUUUCCCUUUAACAAAGAGACCUGUGUAGAGUAAUGGUCGGAGGUUUGGUGACAAUAAGGUUCAUAUCACAAAGAUGGCAUCCUUUAAAAAUGCAGUUGUUAGAAGUUCCACUUUAAUGCACUUCUCAGCGUUUCUCAGAUCUUAUUCUUUUAUAUGGUACAUGAUAAUUUGUAUGAUUUUCUUUUAAAAUUGAUUGCAAAAAAGUGGACCAGAGAAAUCGGUUCAAGUGUUGGGUUUUUAUGUUUUUAAUUAUUUUUCUGAUCAAACUGCACAAAACAGAUCUCAAGUAGGCACUGGGCCUGGAGAUUUGGAUGACUUUUUAACCACUGAUCAAUAAAACGAGUGCAACACUAAACAACAUGUUUGUAAUUCCUUUU
Toxotes jaculatrix (banded archerfish) is the source of this 3367-nucleotide messenger RNA. It is a transcript of the gene lrrc1, whose product is annotated as leucine rich repeat containing 1. Gene Ontology annotation, biological process: neurotransmitter receptor transport, endosome to postsynaptic membrane; neurotransmitter receptor transport postsynaptic membrane to endosome. Gene Ontology annotation, cellular component: adherens junction; postsynaptic membrane; postsynaptic density. NCBI's taxonomy places the organism in Eukaryota, Metazoa, Chordata, Actinopteri, Toxotidae. The record is from RefSeq and is a predicted model, not a curated record. The coding region runs from base 476 to 2053 and encodes 525 amino acids. The transcript has 14 exons. Gene Ontology annotation, molecular function: protein binding.